AUGCAUCCAGUGGACAAGGUAUGCUCGGAAGCCGGCUUUCCCAUGUGCGAACAUCUAAGUGACGAAGUAUGCAAAAGCACAAGCAGAGGAUUUCUUCUGUUCAAGAACAAGAUAUCCUCUCCGACAACCGUGAUCCUUCUGGUUAUGGUCGUCCUGUCUGCCGUUCGGAUGAUCAGACACGUGAAAGCUCUAUGCUCUUCUGUUGGACGCAAGGAGAUGCUUAUGUUCUUCUAUCUAUAUAUGGGGUCGGCGGCGCUGGAAGCAGUGCUUGUUGGAUUCAAAGAUUUUGUCUCCAAGCGAACUCACCUGUUCCUGACCACUAUCCAGAUAACGGUGUACACCUCGGCAUUCUUUUCGCUCUUCGCAGGGAGCAUCACGGUGGAUAUGUUUACGGGAAUACUUGGCUUUAGAGCAGUGACUUUGCUCAAAAUCUCUGCUGCGAUCUAUUCCAUGGUGAUGGGAACAGUCAUAUUCACGGGACUGAGCACGUCAAGAAAAGAGCUUGUCUCUGCUCCAUUCUUUGCUCUAAAUCUGCUGUUCUUCUUUCUAUACAUGGUAUUCCAAGUGAGAAGGCUUAGAAAGACAGACGGGGAAAUAUGGGCAUAUGGGACGCUUACAAUAUCAGCAGCAUGCUUCCUGACUGCAAACACAGUGUCCUUCGUAGGCUCCAGACCGAUAGGAUUACUAACAGAUCGAUACUUCGAUAACCUCUUUUUUUAUCAUUUCUUCGUUCUCUGCGCAUUCAUUAUGAUACACAAAUAUUGGCUGUCUGUUUACAACUACGAGGUUGAGUCUCUACGCCUUGAAGUGUAG
Messenger RNA from Encephalitozoon cuniculi GB-M1, 813 nucleotides. RefSeq lists its product as uncharacterized. The coding region runs from base 1 to 813 and encodes 270 amino acids. Gene Ontology annotation, cellular component: endoplasmic reticulum membrane. The transcript has a single exon. The record is from RefSeq and is marked provisional. Gene Ontology annotation, biological process: protein folding. Lineage: Eukaryota; Fungi; Microsporidia; Unikaryonidae.